This is a messenger RNA of Vitis riparia (riverbank grape), 3662 nucleotides long. Its product is annotated as receptor-like protein 56. Bases 13 to 3564 code for a protein of 1183 amino acids. Lineage: Eukaryota; Viridiplantae; Streptophyta; Magnoliopsida; Vitales; Vitaceae. Gene Ontology annotation, molecular function: protein binding. The record is from RefSeq and is a predicted model, not a curated record. The transcript is spliced from 10 exons.
UCUUGGAACUCCAUGGAGGGCUUGUGGGAUAGGAGCAGGAUAUGGGCUUUGAUGAUUUUGAUUCAAAUCCAUGGAUAUAAGUGUUGUCUUGAAAAGGAGAGGAUGGGUCUCUUGGAAUUCAAGCGGUUCCUGAGAUCAAAUAAUGAAGACGCAGAUUGGCUUCUUCCUUCAUGGGUUAAUGAUGAGGAGAGUGACUGCUGUUAUUGGGAGCGAGUCGUCUGCAACUCUACAACCGGCACUGUAACCCAGCUCUCCCUCAACAACAUACGGCAAAUCGAAUUUUAUCAUCGAGUUUAUGGUCUGGCGCCGCCGAAGAAAACAUGGUUUUUAAAUGUUUCAUUGUUCCAUCCAUUUGAAGAAUUGGUGAGCCUGGACCUAUCUGAAAAUUGGUUUGCUGACUCCCUUGAGGAUCAAGGCUUUGAAAAGUUGAAGGGUUUGAAGAAGUUGGAGAUGUUAAAUAUUGGUCAGAAUUAUUUCAACAAUAGCAUUUUUCCAUCUGUGGGUGCUCUCACAUCUCUUAGAGUUUUGAUUCUUAGAGAAACCAAAUUGGAAGGAUCUUAUCUUGACAAAGAUUUAGCUAAUUUAACUAACUUGGAAGUGUUAGAUCUUGGCCAAUCAGGAUCUAUGAAAAUGAAAGAUUCAAGUUCUGGAAAGUUUCCAAAAUUGGAAAAGCUAAAGACGUUAAUGCUUGAUUCCAAUGAACUCGAGAAUCACAGCCUUCAAUCUCUAGGAGCACUCACUUCCCUUAAGAAUUUAAGUCUUGCAAACAACCAACUUUCAGAAUGGUUUCCUUUUAAUGAAUUGGAUACUUUGCAAAACUUGCAAAUAUUGGAUCUAAGUGGGAAUAAAUUCAAUACAACGGAAAUGGUGAAAGGUUCUAAAAGCAUCUCAAAUUGGAAAAAGCUUGUGACCUUGGAUCUUAGUGGAAACCAAUUGGACGACAGCAUCUUCCAGUCAUUAAGUACUGCGCUCCCGUCCCUUCAGAAUCUGAUAAUUGGACAGAAUUAUAACUUCGAAGGAUCGUUGUCCGCUAAAGAACUAUCAAAUUUUAAAGACUUGGAGACGUUGGAUCUAAGGAACAAUAAUCUCAAUGGCUCCCUAAAGACACAAGAGCUAGCUAACAUGAGCAACUUGAAGACCCUAAUUUUGAGAGAGAAUCAACUCAGCGGCAUCCAAACAACUCAAGGUUUAGUGCCCUUCAACAAUUUGGAGGUCCUGGAUCUGUCUAACAAUCAUUUCACUGGGAGCAUUCCUCCAUAUAUAUGGAACCUGACUUCUCUGCAGGCUUUAUCUUUGGCAGACAACCAACUCACCGGCCCUUUGCCCGUUGAAGGGUUUUGCAAACUGAAGAAUCUUCAAGAGUUAGAUCUCAGUGGGAACUCCUUGGAUGGGAUGUUUCCCCCUUGUCUAAGUAACAUGAGGUCCCUCAAGCUGUUAGAUCUCUCUUUAAACCAGUUCACAGGAAAGAUCCCUUCAUCAUUGAUAAGUAACCUCACGUCUCUUGAGUACCUUGAUCUCGGUUAUAACCGUUUGGAGGGUCGAUUGUCAUUUAGUGCAUUUUCUAAUCAUUCCAAGCUUGAAGUGGUUGUUCUAUCAAGUGACAGCGACAUAUUUGAAGUGGAAACUGAAAGUACAAGUUGGGUUCCCCAGUUUCAGUUGAAGAUUCUUUCGUUGGCAUACUGUAAUCUAAACAAGCAAACCGGCACUAUUCCUAAGUUCCUGUCUCAACAGUAUGACCUGAUAGCGGUUGAUCUGCCUCACAAUGACUUGAAAGGAGAGUUCCCCAGUGUGAUACUUGAAAACAACAGAAGAUUAGAAUUUCUAAAUCUGAGGAAUAACUCUUUAAGGGGUGAAUUUCCACUUCCACCUUAUCCUAAUAUAUAUACUUUGUGGGUGGAUGCUUCACACAACCACCUUGGUGGGCAACUUCAAGAAAAUAUGAAGGAGAUGUUUCCCUAUCUGAGAUACCUGAAUUUGUCGGGAAAUGGCUUGGAAGGUCAUAUUCCAUCCUCGAUUGGUAACCAAAGUAGCACCUUGGAUACUUUGGACUUGUCCAACAAUAACUUCUCAGGAGAAGUACCGGUGCUGUUGGUUGAAAGAUGUCCUCGUUUAUUCAUCUUGAAAUUAUCAAACAACAGACUACAUGGCCCAAUAUUUUCAACACGGUUCAACAUGCCUGAAUUAUCAUUUCUUGGUUUGAACAAUAAUCACUUCACAGGGACACUAUCCAAUGGAUUGUCAGAAUGCAAUCAGCUACGAUUCCUGGAUGUGAGCAACAACUAUAUGUCAGGUAAAAUUCCUACAUGGAUGCCUAACAUGACAUAUUUGGAUACUCUCAUCUUGAGUAAUAACUCUUUCCAUGGUCAGGUCCCCCAUGAAUUUGCCUGGCUAAAGCUUUUAGACCUUUCUGAUAACUUAUUUGCUGGGUCCUUACCUUCUCUCAAAACCUCAAAAUUUCUCAUGCAUGUGCAUUUGAAAGGAAACGGAUUCACAGGAUCAAUACCAGAAGACUUUCUCAACUCCUCAGAAUUGCUAACAUUGGAUCUUGGAGACAACAGCCUUUCUGGCAAUAUUCCCAAGUCUUUUAGUGCUCUUUCCAGCUUGAGGAUUUUUUCCUUGAGGGAAAAUAACUUCAAGGGUCAGAUUCCCAAAUUCUUGUGUCAACUGAACAAGAUAAGUAUAAUGGAUUUGUCUAGUAAUAAUUUCUCUGGGCCAAUUCCCCAAUGCUUCAGAAAUUUGUCCUUCGGGAAUAGAGGGUUUAAUGAGGAUGUGUUUAGACAGAACUCUCUCAUGGGCGUUGAAAGGUUUGUCACUUACAUUUACAGAAAAAGCCGUAUAGAGAGGGAUUUCUACAAAAUACAUGAAAGAGGUGGUGAAAAGAAUGAUCACCAGCAAGAAAAGCAAGAUCAAAUUGAAUUUAUCACCAAGAACAGGCACGACACUUACAAAGGUGAUAUCCUAAACUUUAUGUCUGGAUUGGAUUUGUCAUGCAAUAACCUCACAGGUGAUAUCCCAUAUGAACUGGGACAGUUGAGUUCGAUUCAUGCAUUGAAUUUGUCCUACAAUCACCUUACUGGAUUUAUCCCGAAGAGUUUCUCAAAUCUUUCCAGUCUUGAGAGUUUGGAUCUUUCUCACAACAAUCUGAGUGGAGAAAUCCCUUCAGAACUUGCUGGUUUAAAUUUUCUAGCGGUGUUCAGUGUGGCUCACAACAACCUUUCAGGUAAAAUUACAGAUAAGAACCAAUUUGGGACAUUUGACGAGAGCAGUUAUGAUGGUAAUCCUUUUCUUUGUGGAUCGAUGAUAAAAAACAAAUGUGAUACCGAUGAGGAGUCACCGGGCUCGCCAACAGUAUCGCCAGAUGAAGGUGAAGGAAAGUGGUAUCACAUAGAUCCUGUUGUGUUCUCUGCAAGUUUUGUUGCAUCAUAUACCAUAAUCUUAUUGGGAUUUGCUACGCUUCUUUAUAUUAAUCCAUACUGGCGAUGGAGAUGGUUCAAUCUCAUAGAAGAAUGUCUAUAUUCAUGCUAUUAUUUUGCUUCUGAUGUGCUUCUCAAGCUAUCUGCUUAGUUUCAUAAAUAGCUAAUUAUUUUAGUUGUUUGGAAUAUAAAUUUGACAAUUGUAUUAAGCGCAAAUCUGUUUUACUUACUCAUAAAUGAAUUGUUAUA